AUGUCGUCCUCGGAAGGAGCGCCCGAAUCAUGGAUUUCGUCCUUUUGUUCGCUCAUGGGUCACGAAUAUUUCGCGGAGGUGUCGGAAGAUUUUAUUGAAGACGAUUUCAACUUGACGGGCCUGCAAUCGCAGGUGCCCAUGUACAAAGAAGCUUUGGAAAUGAUUCUAGAUGUCGAGCCAGAGGAUGAUGACGAGGAGGAAGAGGAGGAGGAAGAAGACGAUGACGAGGAUGAGAUUCUGGGGGAUGAGAAACCGUUAGGGUAUCGCAGAGCCGGCGAUCGAAAACAUAUGCGGGUGGCUAGUGAUCUCAGUGUUAUUGAGAGCUCUGCUGAGCUGCUGUAUGGAUUGAUUCACCAACGGUAUAUCACAUCGCGUCCAGGAAUCCAGCAGAUGCUUGAGAAAUACGAGGUCCAUCAUUUUGGAGUUUGUCCACGAGUGAAUUGCAAUGGGUGCAAGGUUCUUCCUGUCGGUCGUACUGAUACCCCUGGCCAGGAAACUGUCAAGUUAUUUUGUCCCAGCUGCUAUGACAUCUACACACCCCCAAACAGCCGGUUUCAGUCCGUUGAUGGAGCCUUCUUUGGGACGACGUUCGGCUGUCUUUUCUUCAUGACAUUCCCAGAGUUGGAUGUGGGGGGAAACCGAGCAGAAAGCAUCCUAUCUCCAGCUUCACUGAGCGCUGGAACGACGAACCAAUCGCGAUCGUCGUCUCUGACUUCAUCAAUUGCUCUGACCGCCCCGACCCAGGAGCAGCCGCCAAACCAACCAGCUCAGAUCAACGGCAUGUUGACGUCAAAUUUUGGACCGGGAUUAGGCCCGGGCAAGAUCUAUGAGCCGCGAAUUUACGGAUUUCGAGUUUCAGAGCGCGCCAAAUCCGGACCUCGGAUGCAGUGGCUGCGCAUGAAACCGCUUGACAUUAACCAACUGGAUGAAUCAGCUCUAUACCACUCUAUCCGGGGAGGCGACGAGGAUGAAGACUACCACGAUGGUGACACUGAAAUGGCAUCGGCCCCGGCUGGCUCACAGCAAUCCGUGAUUGACAUGAGGAGGAAAGCGCCGAUGCGAAAACGUAGACAUAUUCCUCCUAACGAUGAGACGAAUGGAGGGGAGGGGGGCUAA
This is a messenger RNA of Talaromyces proteolyticus, 1116 nucleotides long. RefSeq names its product casein kinase II beta subunit CKB1. Lineage: Eukaryota; Fungi; Ascomycota; Eurotiomycetes; Eurotiales; Trichocomaceae. Gene Ontology annotation, cellular component: protein kinase CK2 complex; cytoplasm. Gene Ontology annotation, molecular function: protein kinase regulator activity. The record is from RefSeq and is a predicted model, not a curated record. Bases 1 to 1116 code for a protein of 371 amino acids. The transcript has a single exon.